AUGAUGUUUCUUCAGUGUUCCCCACUCGCACUCCGUCCACUCAGGGUCACACAGGACAUGCUGUGUCUCUAGGUCUCCAACCACCACAAGAAACUCUAGGGCUGUUGGUUGUUUCUUAUAGGAAGGUAGUCACACAUAGGCACAUCCCAGCUGUGUGUGGACCUUUACCUUUCACCCUCCAGCUCCAGCAAAAUCAGUGGAUAAAUGGCAGGCAAAAAGCGAGAAAUCCAGUUACAGGCAGUCAUCAAUAAUCAAAGCCUAUGGGAUGAGAUGCUGCAGAACAAAGGCCUAACAGUGAUCGAUGUUUACCAAGCCUGGUGUGGACCUUGCAAAGCAAUGCAAACUUUAUUCAGAAAAUUGAAAAAUGAGCUGAACGAAGAUGAAAUUCUGCAUUUUGUUGUAGCUGAAGCUGACAGCAUUGUGACUUUGCAGCCAUUUAGAGAUAAUUGUGAACCUAUUUUUCUUUUUAGUGUUAAUGGCAAAAUUGUUGCAAAGAUUGAGGGUGCAAAUGCACCUCUUGUUAGUAAAAAAAUUAUUAGUUUGAUCAAUGAGGAGAAGAAAAUUGCAGCAGGUGAAAUGGUUCGCCCUCAGUAUAAUGAAAUUGCAUUUGUAGACCCAGAUACAGAAGAUGCUGGGGAAGUAUUCAAUAAAAAUGUUGACAAACUAUACAGUAUUGCUAUUAUCAAACCCGAGGCUGUGAUUACUGGAAAAACUAUAGAAAUUAAAGAAAAAAUCAUCAAUAAAGGAUUUGUCAUAGAAGCAGAAGAUAAGAGAGUACUCACUGAAAAGCAAGUGAGGAACUUCUAUAGCCAAUUAGCAGACCAGCCUGACUUUGAAGAUUUUGUUUCUUCAAUGACAAAUAGCCUAAGCUAUAUUCUAGUUGUAUCUCAAGGCAAUGAACAAGAACUUCUCUGGGAAGAAACUGUAUUUAAUCCUCAGAUCGAAACUGAAGAACCAUCUGAAGAUCAACAUGAAAUGGCCACACCUACAGUAAUGAAGAAGUGGGACAGUUUACAAGAAUAUCUGGAAAGACAAAAUAUAUCUCAGUUUUGUGAUGUUGAAGAGAAUAUAGAUAAUGUUAAUAAGUUUAUUGAUAUAUUCUUCCCUGAUUUCAAAAGUAUGACAUUCAAAAAAUUAGAAAGGAUACUGGCAUUACUCAGACCAGACCUCUUUCAAGAAAAGAAAGAGGAUGUUUUGAAUAUUAUUCAAGAUGAAGGAUUUAAAAUACUAAUGCAAAGACAAAUAGUAUUAUCAGAAGAAGAGGCACAAACACUGUGCAAAGAAUAUGAAACUGAAGAUUAUUUUCAAAAUCUUAUAGAAAAGAUGACAAGUGGUCCAUCUCUAGCUCUUGUUUUAUUAAGAGAAAAUUGUUUACAAUACUGGAAAGGGUUAAUUGGACCAGGCACUGUUGAAGAAGCCAAAGAAUGUCUUCCUGAGAGUUUAUGCAUACAAUUUGCAAUGGGAAGUUUGCCUGUCAACCAGUUGUAUGGAAGUGAUUCGUUAGAAGCUGCUGAAAGGGAAAUACAGUAUUUCUUUCCUCCUCAAAACACUUUAGCACUGAUUAAACCUCAUGCAACACAAGAACAAAGAGAGGAGAUCUUCAACCUUAUUAAAGAGGCUGGAUUUGACAUAACACACAUGAAGGAAAUACUGCUAAACAAAGAACAAGCUGACAAAAUUUAUUUUAAAAUAACACAUAAAGACUUUUAUAAAGAUCUACUGGAAGUGUUGUCUGAGGGUCCAUCUUUGGUCAUGAUUCUGAACAAGUGGAAUGCUGUUUCAGACUGGAGAAGAUUGAUGGGUCCCACAGACCCAAAUGAAGCAAAGCUAUUGUCCCCAGACUGUAUUAGAGCCAAAUUUGGAAUAAAUGUUUUGAGAAAUAUUGUCCAUGGAUCAUCUAAUGCUUCUGAGGCAAUGGAGACAAUUAAUAGAAUAUUUGAAGACUUUGUUCCUGGGAAUCCUGAGGAAAACUAAAGGCAGUCUCACAAAUGUACACAUGUAUGGCUCUGGAUGCUGACUUGAAUAUGAUCAUACAAAAUGCUC
Molecule: messenger RNA, 2043 nt
Organism: Miniopterus natalensis
Lineage: Eukaryota; Metazoa; Chordata; Mammalia; Chiroptera; Miniopteridae
Gene: NME8
Product: NME/NM23 family member 8
Source: RefSeq, a predicted model, not a curated record